Molecule: messenger RNA, 504 nt
Organism: Saccharomycodes ludwigii
Lineage: Eukaryota; Fungi; Ascomycota; Saccharomycetes; Saccharomycodales; Saccharomycodaceae
Gene: SEC11
Product: signal peptidase complex catalytic subunit SEC11
Exons: 1
Coding region: 1-504 (167 amino acids)
Cellular component (GO): signal peptidase complex; membrane
Molecular function (GO): serine-type endopeptidase activity
Source: RefSeq, a predicted model, not a curated record
AUGAAUUUGAGAAAAGAAUUAACCAAUUUUUUAAACCUAUGUUUCAUCUUUUCCGGUGCCUUUAUGUUUUGGAAAGGGUUGAGUAUCAUCACAAACUCUGAAUCUCCUAUAGUUGUUGUUUUGUCAGGAUCUAUGGAGCCUGCUUUCCAUAGAGGCGAUGUUUUAUUUCUAUGGAACAAAAAUAAAUAUAAUAAUAUAGGCGAUAUAGUUGUUUAUGAAGUAGAACAUAGACAAAUCCCAAUUGUACAUAGAGUUUUAAGAGAACAUAAAAAUCGAAAGGGCGAACAAUUUUUGUUAACGAAAGGUGAUAACAAUAACGGCAACGAUAUACCCUUAUAUGCACCAGGCAAGAAAUAUUUACAAAAGUCAACUGACAUUUUAGGUACUGUUAAAGGAUUUUUACCGCAAGUUGGAUAUGUAACUAUUUGGGUAAGUGAAAACAAAAACAAUGCCUAUUUAUUCUACGGACUUAUGGCAAUUGCAGCAUUAUUUUUUAAUAAUUGA